This is a messenger RNA of Cheilinus undulatus (humphead wrasse), 7771 nucleotides long. RefSeq names its product beta/gamma crystallin domain-containing protein 1-like. The record is from RefSeq and is a predicted model, not a curated record. NCBI's taxonomy places the organism in Eukaryota, Metazoa, Chordata, Actinopteri, Labriformes, Labridae. The coding region runs from base 161 to 7303 and encodes 2380 amino acids. The transcript has 23 exons.
UGGAUGCUUUACUGGGUGAGGAGGACUAAACACAACAUGUUAAUCAGUUAGGCAUGCAUAAGUGCGGUUUUUAUGCUGGACAAAGCGGGUAGUGUUUUGGUUUUGCCACUGGGAAAUCUUCUAUCUUUAAUUAAGGGAGUUUUUGUUCUAAACCAAAAUCAUGUUCACAUCCUACAUAAAGAAUCUGAAUGAUAUGGUAUUUUCUACGUCUGAGACCCCUGAGGAGCAGCCAAGCACUGGGGUCUUGGGCCGAAUUGGGAGCUGGUUCUCUCCGUGGAGAGGAAAGAGUCCGAAAAGUCCUUCUGAGAAUGCCUCCCCAACCAGCGACCAGGUUUUUAAGUCAGACGGAGAAGAGGAGCAGAGUGAGGAGUUUGUGAGAGCAAAAGGAGAGCCACAGGAGCAGGAGGAGAAUCAACAGAUCUCCAGAAAUAUUUUCUUCUGUGAAGGUGAGGACGCCACGCAGUCUGCCCACAGAGACGGCUCCACUGUGAGCAGCACUGAGACAGCAGGAGGAGGUCCAAAUGAGGAGGAGUCUGCGGGGUGUAGGAAGAAGAGAACAAGGCAGGGCAAGGAGAGGGAGGAGAGCAGCAACGGUACUUCAGAGAGCGGGAAUCCCGAGAAGAAUGCCAGCCAUCUGACACAUCUCUCUUCUCCUUCUGAGCAAGGAGUGUUACAGGACUCUGGCCGAGCCCUGAGACAAGCACAGGCACAGACAGGCAAGAGGCUCCAUGUGUACCUGGAGGAGACCAGCGUGAUUCACUGUGGCAACGACGCCGGCGCUGCACAGGAGGUCGUCACUAAAGUCAAGACAAGCUUACAAGUUCUCCCUAAGGCGAAGUCAUCAGAGAGUUUUGAAUUGCCGAGAAGCGCUGAGAACAAAAGGACAUAUGUUACGCCCGCGGAUGGGGCACAGAAUUAUUACAGUGCCCUUGUGGGAGUGUCACUAAAAUCACACAAAGACUCACAGUUAGAGCCAGAACCUGAUCAAAAACAAACAGAGGAAGGCGAAAGUAUGGGGCGGAAAAACUCAGCCAAAAGAAGAUACCGGAAAAACUCUCAGGGAGAUGGAGCGACCAGCCCCCUUCAGGAAAAAAAGCCUCCCAGUGCUGCCUCAGAGGGAUUCCCUUCAUCAGAUAAAACAGUGACCAGUCCUCAGGGCAAUAGUCCAAACUCUCACAUGGGUGAGUUGUCUGUAAACUCCUCCUCCUCCUCUAAGCACAACCCCUCCUCUCAGGCCUCACCUGAAGGUGGGGAAGGUAAGACUGCAGUCACCCAGCUGGAUGACUUCCAGGACUCAAACUCCACCGUCACAGCAGCCACUAUGACGAGCGCGGUGGAUGGAGGAGCAGACAUGGAGGACGAUGACAGUCUUUACAAAGUAGAGAGGAAAACAGAAACGCCUGAAUCCAAACGUAGGAGUCUUAAAGUUUCCCGCAGUGAGGUGAAGUUCUUUCCUAAAAACGUGCCGUUGAAAUCCACGCAAAGUGCAGCAAGUGAGACCCAGAAUUUCAGGUUGACGCUUAAAAAUACCAUAGAUGAAGCAAAGGAUGAAGCCAAAACAGAGACUGACUCAAGGCAGCACAACCUUAAGAAAAUUGACGAGGAGCCCAAGCCAGUCGCCGGCAGGAUUGCAGAUAAAAUCAACCUCUUUGAGCACCCAGCAGGCGGGGACGGCAAGCUGACCUUUAAAACUCCAAGGAGUACAGACGUCUCUCCAGUGAGGACAGCCACAGAGCAGCUGAAAGCAAACUUUUCAUCAUUGGACCAGCGGUCGAGAUCAGCUGAACGCUAUAGUCCGGCUAGGUCGAGCUCUGCAUCACCUGUGAGGGAGAAGCCAAUGACGAUCAAGGAGCGAAUGAAGAAUUUGGCGGAGGCAUCUAAAUCAGGGGAAAGGCCAGCGCUGCCUCAGAAGCCUGAAAUGACAAGAAUGCCUAAAAAAUCCACCUCAAAGUCACCAGAACUGGACAAUCAGGGUAAACAGGAUGCCAAAGAGCAAAAACAGACAGAGGCAAAAACAGAGAUAACAUCACAACCAGAUGGACAAGAUGUAACUGAUGCAGGUGUAAAGAUUUCCACUACUAAAGAGCAACUAACAGAGUCUAAAACAAAGGACACGGUGGAUCAGAGUAUGAAAACAGCCGAUGAUACAGAACUGACUAUUAGCCUCAGCCCACAGUCUAAAGGUAGAACCCGCUCUAAAAGAAGAAAAAGUAGGGAGCCAACCAGUCCUCUGAGCCCAAACAGUGAACACAAAUUAGACUCUACAGCCAAGCUGGAGGUCACGACUCUCACACCAGAAGAUACAAAAGCUGCUGCUGCAUCCAAAGAAAAGCCAUCAGACAAACAGAAACUGUUUAAGGAUGAUUUAAAGGAGUCAGAAAAACAGAAGAAACAAUUGGAUUCUUCUUUCAAAAAAAGGGAGGAAAAAGACAAACUCAUCAGGCAGGAGGGAUCUGCUGAACCAUCUGUCAGCAAAAAAGAACCUGAUACUGAUGCUUCCAGCAGUGAAACAAAGACACCUAUUGAUAAGGAGUUGGUUAUUUUACCCAAAAAAGAGGAGAAGGAAGGGGGAUUGUCCACCCAGAAGGGGGAAAAGGCGGCCGAGGACAGCAGGAAAAUGUUAACCUCCUCCCCACCUGCAUCAAAAGGACCCAUUAAGAAAGAGCCACCUGUUGAACACAGCAAAUUAAAUAAAGACCUGUCCAUACAAUCUGAGCCAAAGAGUAAGGGCAAGGUAAAGGAAUCCAAUAGAGAGGAGACGGACCAGAAAGCUGAAUCCAAAAGCAAGGACGCAAAGCUAAUUAAGCAGACUGAAAGCAAAGAUGUGGGAAUAUUAGAAAAGGUAGGGAUUGAAAAGGCAAAACAGGCUGAGGGUAAAGAAAAUGACAAAGUAGAGACUGAAAGGAGUGAAAAAAUACAACAGACUAACAAGGAAAAAGAACAAUUAGAAAGCAACAAAACAAAAAAAGUAGGUAGAACUGAGGGGAAAGAUUUGGAAAAAGUUCAAAGUGAACAAAAAAAUCAGAUUAACACAAAAGACGAAGAAAAAACACAGCACUCUGAUAAAAACAUCACAAAGCCAGAGGUUUUGGGUAGUAGGCAAGGUUUCCCAGGGAAGGAUGGGGCCUUUGUUAGGAAAGAUGAAAGCAGAAAUGUUCAAAGUAAAAAGGAAACUCAGCUCAUCCAAGACACAGCGAAACCAGAAACCAAGCAACGAGAGGAAACCUCAGUAAAGACAUCAAAAGUCCCUGCUCAAACACAACAUGAGGGACAAAACAAGUCUACACAUCCUCAAAAAACUGGCGAUGGCACUGUCACCCACACCAGUGAAGCUGCAAAUAUAAGCAAGAGUGAUAAAGGCCCAUCAAAGGGGGAAACAGAGACAAAUGUGCAAAAGAACUCCACAGAAAGCUCUGGAAAAGACACAGAGCCAGCGCUUACCACAAAGCUUAAUUCUGUACCCAUGGAAAAAUUUGAAAAUUCACUGGAUGACUCAUGUGCACAUGGACCUAAUGAUGCUACACUCUCCAGCCCAAAGCCUAUUACCAGAGCAGCUACAGCCGAUGAAGAAGUGACUACAAAAGCCAGUAAUGACACUCCAGCACUGAUUACUGCACGGGCUGACACCAUGGUAGAGAAAGAGUGUCCUGUGUCUGAAUCUGUGAGCAGUGAGAAAGAGGGGAAAGACAGUAGAGAGAAGAGUUUGGCUGUCAGAUUAGUGCCCUCAGAAGAGAAGAUCUCAGGGGAUGAUGCAAAACAUUCCCAGAGACACCCACUGGGCGAGGAAUCAAAAAACACAGAAAGCACAAGGGAUGUUACACCACUCAAGGGCUCAGAAAAAAAGGAUCAGAUGUCCUCGGAUAGCACUGUUUCAAACUCUACAGUUAAUGUGGUACAGAAGACAGCUGAGAAAACAAUCCACACACCAAAGACUGAUCCUGUUGCUAAUGGCAGACUGAACACAGUCACAAAGCAACCCUUCGAUACGAAGCUGAGUCAAUCCCCAAAAGCGCCCAUUUCACCAGAGAUCAAGAAGCAAGUACAAGAAUUAACCCAGCGUUCACCUGUGAAGAAGCUUCAGUUCCCUUGUGGGCUAAGCAAAGAUGAUUCCUCAAGUCAAGACGCCCCCUCCAGCUGGCUGGAUGUGGACGUGCCAAAGCGGAAACUCAAAGUCUCAAUACCUAAACUGACCUCGGCUGGAAGUGAGAGCAACCUUCUGGACACCCCAGAUGACCUAGAUGAUGAUGAUUUUGUUGAGAGAAUUAAGAAACUGUGUGCCCCGUUCUCCCUCCCACCACGCAAACACAACCCAUUCAGGCCACCUCAGCCACCGUUUGCCAUGCCCGCUAUCAAGGAGGACCGCUUUGAGAAGACGUUUGACCCUGAAGAGUUUAAAUUUGGCUUAAGGAAAAAGAAGCAGUUCACAAUAGAUACAUCCCCAAGUACCUUAGCCAAACUAGAGGAAAAACCAGGCCCAAAGGUGGCUAGAGCAAGUUUGGCUGACAGGAGCCUGCUGCUCAGUAGCCUAGACACUCAUUCUCGCCUCAGGGAGAAGACCCCGGUCAAUGAAGACGAGGAUGCAAAGGAAGAGAAAGACGACCAGAUCAAGUGGAAAUCUCGCUUGGAGGGGAGCUGUGUCCUUAGCAGCUUAAGCUCCUCCAUCCUCAGAGGAAAGAGAUUUCAAGCCCAAGCAGAAGGCGCCAACUCUGGGGAGGUUUCGCCAAGCGAGUCGCCCCAGAGGAGCCCCCCACCUUUAUCCCAGCCACCCCCACCAAGCCCAACUGCUGCAGCUCCACUCACAGACACGCUGGCCAGGCAGAGCCCGGCCCCCAGCAACAAAGAGGAAGCCCAGGCUGGGGAGGCUGUGGUCAGUGAUUCAGCCCCUCCACUUCCCUCCUUUAACGACAUCAAGCUGCCAGACUAUUUAGAGAAGUACCUCCCUCGAGAAGCAAAACCAGAGCAGAACAAACAAGGACAAGAGCAAAUCAGAGCAGAGGCAAAUGGACUAAUGAAGGCUCCAGCCCCUGUUGUUGAGGCAGAUAUGACUACAAAACCAGGUUUAGGGCUUUCUGAUGCCGUGCCUCCACGUUUCCCUGGGAUUCCUCCACCCACACACUCUGCACUACCUGAGCUUAAGCAGCCUCUAGCUCAGCCACAGAGAAUGCUAAACAAUAUUACAAGAACCCCCAAAGGAUUUCACAAGCGCCCUGGAAAGAUGGUGUUAUUUGAGAAAGCUCAGUUCAGUGGCCAGGCGUUUGAGAUUUACAGGGACCUAGCAGAUGCUACCUCUCUGCAGCUCUCACCUCUCAUAUCUGUGAAGGUGGUAAGAGGAUGCUGGGUCCUCUACGAGAAGCCUGACUUUCAGGGACGCUGCAUCGCUCUGGAGGAGGGGGGCAUUGAACUGACAAAUAUGUGGGCUGAACCAGUGCCUGGAACAGAACCACAGAACAACCCACCAAUGCAUAUUGGAUCCAUUAGACUGGCUGUUUCGGAUUACAGCCUCCCCCAUAUCGAUCUGUUUACUGAACCAGAGGGCCGCGGCAGAGUAACACCAUACCACGACGACACCAUCGAAACAGGCUCGUUUGGCAUCCCGCUGAACACCGCCUCCAUCCAAGUGCACUCUGGGGUGUGGCUGGUAUUCAGUGACCCCGGCUUUCAGGGAAUGGUAGCUGUGCUUGAGACUGGUGUGUAUCCCUUCCCCGAGACCUGGGGCUUCCCAUCGCCAUUUGUCGGGUCAAUUAGACCACUAAAAAUUGGUGGGUUUAAAGUGGAAAAUCCAAGCGAAGUCAAGGCUGUGGUGUAUGAGAAGCCUGGCUUUGAGGGCUCCUGUUUGGAAUUCGACAAUGAUGUUUUCAGCUUUUGUGAGACCGAAGAAGACGAUGCUGAAGAUGGAGUAAACCCAGACACAAAGAAAAUCAAGUCUGUGGGUUCUUUAAAGAUCAUCGGAGGACUAUGGGUGGGCUACAGCCACCCUGGGUUUGAGGGUCAGCAGUUCAUCCUGGAGGAGGGAGAGUACCUGGACUGCACUGAGUGGGGGGGCUCGGAGCAGCUCCUGUCACUAAGACCAAUACUGGCUGAUUUCUUGUCUCCACAUCUCAAAAUGUACAGGGACAGAAACUUUGGAGAACUUGGUGUCAACAUUGACCUCACGGUGCCUGUUAUCAACAUGGAUGACACGGGCUAUGGCAUAAAGACACAGUCCAUUGACGUCGUUAGUGGUGUAUGGGUUGUAUUUGAGGAGCCAGGCUUUUGUGGUGAGUCCUACAUCCUGGAAAAAGGCCUGUAUGGGAGCCCAGAGGACUGGGGUGCAGUGAAACCCAGAGUAGCUUCAGCAAUGCCUGUUGUGCUGGAUGAUUUCGAGAAUGCAGCCAAGUUUAAGGUGCAGCUUUUCUCUGAUCCUGGCUUUCAAGGUACCGUCCUUGUGCUUGAGGAUAGCGUGGCCUCCCUGCAGGAUGGUUUUUCUGUGGCUUCGUGCAAAGUCCUGGCCGGCAGCUGGCUGGCAUUUGAGGCUCAGGACUUCAGUGGCAGGAUGUACGUCUUAGAAGUGGGAAACUACCCAGACCUGAGAGCAAUGGGCUGCUUCAACACCAGCGCCUCCAUCCUUUCACUACAAAUAACUGGAUUUGAGUUCUCACUGCCUUCCAUCACAGUUUUCGAGCGGGUCGGUCUGCGGGGGAAGAGGGUGGUGCUGACUGAUGGAUCGGUCAACCUUCAGCUGGCUGGAGGCUGCAGCAGAGUUCAGUCGGUGCUGGUGGAAGGAGGGAUGUGGGUGUUGUAUGAGGAAAUCAACUAUCGGGGUGCUCAGAUUCUGCUGAAACCUGGUGAAAUCCCCGACUGGCGCCAGUUCUGCAACUGGAGGAAAAUAGGCUCCCUCCGCCCUCUACUACAGAAACAAGUGCACUUCCGCAUCAGGAACAGACAGACGAAGCUCAUGAUGUCACUUACCGGAGAUUUGGAUGAUGUCAAACUGAUGAGGAUCCAAGAAACAGAGGAGACUGAUGGAUUCGAGCAGAUCUGGUUCUAUCAGAACGGGCAUCUCCACUGCAAGAUGCUGGAGGAAUGCUGCCUGUGCCCCAGUGGUAGCGUCACCAUGGCAGGAAGCCGAGUGGGUCUCACCCCAGAGCUACAGAACCAAGUCCACCUGUGGAGCAUCACACCUGAGGGCUUCAUCAGGUACUCGCCAAUGCCUGAUCUGGUCCUGGAAGUCAAAGGUGGCCAUAACUAUGACAAAAACCAAGUGAUUCUCAACACACUUGACCCUCAUAAACUGCACCAAAGGUGGGAUGUGGAGAUCAUAUGAACACAUAUUUGUUGCUCAGACUCUCAGAGGCACAGGUCAACGACAGGCUCUGCAGUACGGCUGCUAAGGACAAAGAGAACUUUUGAAACUCUUACGAGGAAGUCAAGAAAGAGAAAUGGAAACUUCAGUAAGAAUGUACAGCUGCAGACCAAACACAAGUGAAAUCUGACUUUACUUAUUUCACUGUUUACCAGCAGUAAAAAUUUAUUUUUGACUUUUUUAAAUACAUCUGUUUGCCUGUUGUUAAUUAACUUGAACAGUGUUAGCAGUUUUUCAUAUAUUUUUAUGCAUUGUUGAAUUAUAUAUUUUAUGAAAUGUAACUGUUGUUGAGCUGCAUGCAACAUGACGAUGCAAAAAGUGUCUUUGAAACGUGUCUUUUUUUCUUUGUUUAAUCAAAACUAGACAGCACACAACUCUUCUGUUUUCAGAGUAAUAAAAGUAUUUUUGUCAAUAAAUUUCUUAAAUAGA